GAUGAUGACGUGUUGGGUGUUGGGGCUGGGGAUGCGAGGGUGGUGAUGCAGGAUGACGCUCAGUGCUGGGCGCGGGUGGGCUGUGUGGUGUGUGGUGUCAUGUUUGUGACAGUGAUGUUGUGUGACAACGCCGUGCCACGUACACGACAACAACCUCGUGUCAUCACACAUCACAAGACCAAACACAACAGUGACUGGUCGCUCACAGUUUGCUCGUCAUAUGCAUUCAUUUUCUUUGUUCACUCUCACAUCACAUUUCACAUCACCUGGACAGUGAACACUUGAACAGGCCAUCCAACAACAACGACAACACUCACCAGGACCACCACCACCACCACCACCAACAACAACAACAGCCCGACACUUUGCACACACAAACGUUCCAACAACACAAUGGAGCUUUCCAAGGAGUAUGCAUUCGUUGGUCUGGUGACCAUCGAGUACGCGCUGGUCAUUGCGUGGAUGGCCCACCGCGUGGGCAAGGCGCGCCGCAAGUUCCAGGUUGCAUAUCCGACCAUGUACGCGCGCAUCGGCGACGGCAACAUCAAGGAUGAGAAGGCCCUCCUCGAGUACAACUGCACCCAGCGCGCGCACCAGAACUCCGUCGAGAACUCGCCCACCUUCCUCUCCCUCCUUGCCCUUGCCAGCGUCAGCUUCCCGACUUAUGCCGCCAUUGCCGGCCAGAUUUGGAUUGUCGCGCGCAUUGCAUACUUUGGCGGCUACUGCACCGGCGACCCGAAGAAGCGCCUUCGCGGCACCUUUGGCUACAUUGGCCUGAUCGGCCUCCUUGGCAUGGCCCUGGCCACAUGCAUCAAGCCUUUCCUCUAAACCGGCACACGUCCUCUGUGCGUUUGUGUCGUGUGUGCGUGCGUGCGUUUGUGCGUUUGUGUGCGUGUGUGUCGUGUGUGUCGUGUGUGUGCGUGUGUGUGUGUGUGUCGUGUGUGUGUGUGUGUGUGUCGUGUGUGUGUGUGUGUGUGUGUGUGUGU
This is a messenger RNA of Salpingoeca rosetta, 986 nucleotides long. Its product is annotated as microsomal glutathione S-transferase 3. The record is from RefSeq and is a predicted model, not a curated record. Gene Ontology annotation, molecular function: glutathione peroxidase activity; glutathione transferase activity. Lineage: Eukaryota; Choanoflagellata; Craspedida; Salpingoecidae. The transcript has a single exon. Bases 394 to 828 code for a protein of 144 amino acids. Gene Ontology annotation, cellular component: endoplasmic reticulum; nuclear envelope; membrane.